This is a messenger RNA of Dama dama (fallow deer), 7187 nucleotides long. It is a transcript of the gene KIF15, whose product is annotated as kinesin family member 15. The transcript is spliced from 35 exons. Bases 140 to 4309 code for a protein of 1389 amino acids. Gene Ontology annotation, molecular function: microtubule binding; ATP binding; microtubule motor activity. Lineage: Eukaryota; Metazoa; Chordata; Mammalia; Artiodactyla; Cervidae. Gene Ontology annotation, biological process: microtubule-based movement. The record is from RefSeq and is a predicted model, not a curated record.
CCUUCACUCUGGCGUCAACGUCAGGCCUGAGCGCCAAAUUUAAAUUCGCGGCCAUCUUGAGUGGGCGGAAUCCCCGCGCGGUGCGCGGCUGGAAGUGAGUACGGUCGCUCCGUCGGUCUCGGGAUCGAGGGCUGAGGGCAUGAUGGCGCCCGGCUGCAAAACUGAGUUACGCAAUGUGACAGACUAUCAGUCUAACCAGCCAAGUAAUGAAGGUGAUGCUAUCAAAGUUUUCGUACGAAUACGCCCACCUACAGAGGGUUCUGGAUCAGCUGAUGGAGAGCAAAACUUAUGCUUAUCUGUGCUCUCUUCUACGACUCUCCGGCUGCACUCCAACCCUGAGCCUAAGACCUUCAUGUUUGAUCAUGUGGCCAACAUGGACACCACUCAGGAGUCUAUGUUCUCAACUGUGGCCAAAGGCAUUGUGGAGUCUUGCAUGAGCGGUUACAAUGGUACCAUCUUUGCAUAUGGACAGACUGGUUCAGGGAAAACGUUUACCAUGAUGGGACCAUCUGAAUCUGAUAAUUUUUCUCAUAAUCUGAGAGGAGUAAUCCCUCGAAGUUUUGAAUAUUUGUUUUCCUUAAUUGAACGUGAAAAAGAGAAGGCUGGAGCUGGAAAGAGUUUUCUUUGUAAGUGUUCAUUUAUUGAGAUCUACAACGAGCACAUCUAUGACCUACUGGACUCUGCAUCGGCUGGACUGUACAUAAGGGAGCAUAUUAAGAAGGGGGUCUUUGUUGUUGGUGCGGUAGAGCAGGUGGUGACCUCAGCGGCUGAAGCCUAUCAGGUGUUGUCUGGAGGGUGGAGAAACAGACGUGUCGCAUCGACAUCAAUGAAUAGAGAAUCCUCUAGGUCUCAUGCAGUCUUUACAAUUACAAUAGAAUCAAUGGAGAAAAGCCAUGAAACUGUGAAUAUACGGACCUCCCUUCUCAAUCUGGUGGAUUUGGCAGGAUCUGAAAGGCAAAAGGACACCCAUGCAGAAGGCAUGAGAUUAAAGGAAGCAGGUAACAUAAACCGAUCACUGAGCUGCCUGGGCCAGGUGAUUACUGCGCUUGUCGAUGUGGGUAAUGGAAAACAGAGACAUAUUUGCUACAGAGACUCCAAACUUACCUUCUUACUCCGGGAUUCCCUUGGAGGUAAUGCCAAAACAGUCAUAAUUGCAAAUGUUCAUCCUGGAUCUAGGUGUUUUGGUGAAACCCUAUCAACGCUUAAUUUUGCUCAAAGAGCCAAGCUGAUUAAAAAUAAGGCAGUGGUAAAUGAAGACACACAAGGAAACGUGACCCAGCUCCAAGCUGAAGUGAAGAGACUCAAAGAACAACUGGCCCAGCUUACCUCAGGGCAGAUGCUACCAGAAAGCUUGCACACCGUAGACAAAGAUGAGACUAACUACAUCAAGUAUUUCCGAGAGGCAAUGUUAUUCUUUAAGAAAUCUGAACAGGAAAAGAAGUCUCUGGUAGAAAAAGUUACGCAAUUGGAAGAUCUCACCCUCAAAAAAGAAAAAUUCAUUCAGUCAAAUAAAAUGAUUGUGAAAUUCCGAGAGGAUCAAAUAAUGCGCCUGGAAAAGCUCCACAAGGAAUCCCGGGGAAGUUUUCUGCCUGAGGAGCAGGACCGUUUGCUGUCAGAAUUGAGGGAUGAGAUUCAAACUCUGCGAGAACAAAUAGAGCACCACCCCAGAGUGGCAAAAUAUGCUAUGGAAAAUCAUUCCCUCAGGGAGGAGAACAGAAGACUGAGACUGUUAGAGCCUGUGAAAAGAGCCCACGAAAUGGAUGCCCAGACCAUUGCAAUCCUGGAAAAAGCCUUCUUCGAAGUAUCUGAAACAGAGAAAAAUGACAAAAGUCAGCAAGGAUUCUCCCCUAAAGCUCUGAAAGAGCCGUGUUCGUUAGCAAACACUGAGAAGUUAAAAGCACAACUCCUACAAGUUCACACAGAGCUGAAUAAUUCAAAGCAAGAGUAUGAAGAAUUCAAAGAACUAACUAGAAAAAGGCAGGUGGAAUUAGAAUCAGAGAUUCAGUCCUUGCAAAAAGCGAACCUUAAUCUUGAAAACCUUUUGGAAGCAACAAAAGUCUGCAAGCGGCAAGAAGUUUCUCAACUGACUAAAAUUCAUGCUGAAACACUGAAGAUCAUAACAACACCAACCAAGACUUAUCAACUUUGGUCUCGACCACUACCGAAGUUUAGCCCUGAACUGGAGAGCUUUGGCUGUGCGCAAACCCAGAAUUCUAGCAACUUGGAUAAUGAUAUCUUAAAUGAGCCAGUGCCUCCUGAGAUGAGUGAGCAAGCUUUUGAAGCCAUUUCCGAAGAGCUGAGAAUGGUACAGGAACAAAUGAGUGCCCUUCAAGUCAGGUUGGAUGAAGAAGAGCAUAAAAAUGUAAAGCUUCAGCAGCAGAUUGACAAACUGGAACAUCAUUCUACUCAGAUGCAGGAGCUUUUCUCAUCAGAAAGAACUGAUUGGACCAAACAGCAGCUGGAGCAUCUCUCUCAGUUGAAUGUCCUUGAAAAGCAGCUUCAAGACACACAGACCAAGAAUGACUAUUUGAAAAGUGAGGUACAUGACCUGCGAGUCGUUCUUCAUUCUGCAGACAAGGAGCUCUCUUCGGUGAAACUGGAGUACAGUUUAUUCAGAGAGAGUCAGGAGAAAGAACUCAACAGCCUUUCCGAAAGACACAUGCAGGUCCAGCUUCAACUGGAUCAUGUCAGAUUAGAAAAUGAAAAGCUGCUUGAAAGCAAAACCUGCCUACAGGAUUCCUAUGACAACUUACAAGAAGUAAUGAAGUUUGAAAUUGACCAACUUUCAAAAAGCCUCCAAAACUGCAAAAAAGAAAAUGAAACUCUGAAAUCUGAUCUGAAUAAUUUGAUGGAGCUUUUUGAGGCAGAAAAAGAACGCAAUAACAAAUUAUUAUUACAAUUUGAAGAAGAUAAAGAAAACAGUUCUAAAGAAAUCUUAGAAGUACUUGAAGCUGUACGUCAGGAGAAACAGAAAGAGAAGGCCAAGUGUGAGCAGCAGAUGGCAAAAGUACAGAAACUAGAAGAGAGUUUGUGUGCUACUGAAAAACUAAUCAGUUCUCUGGAGAAGUCUAGAGAUGCUGACAAGGAAGUUGUAACUGACCUCAUGAGCCAGAUCCAGGAGCUAAGAACCUCAGUCUCUGAGAAAACAGAAACCAUAGACACCCUGAGACAAGAACUGGAGGACAUCAACGGCAAAUACAACUCUGCUUUGGCUGACAAAGAAGAGAGCAAAGCAUUGAUUAACAGACAGGAAGCGGACAUUCUGGAUCUCAAAGAAGCCCUGAGACUGAGAAUACUCUCUGAAGACAUAGAGAAAGACAUGCUCUGCGAGGACCUGGCGCACGCCACCGAGCAGCUGAACACGCUCACCGAGGCCUCGAGAAAGCACUCGGGGCUCCUGCAGUCGGCCCAGGAGGAGCUGACCCGGAAGGAUGCCCUCAUCCUGGAGCUCCAGCACGAGCUAAACCAAAAGAAAGAGGAAGUAGAACAGAAGAAAAAUGAAUAUAACUUCAAAAUGAGGCAACUAGAGCAUGUGAUGGAUUCUGCUGCCAGUUAUCCCCAGAGCCCUAAAACACCACCACAUUUUCAAACACAUUUGGCAAAACUCCUGGAAACGCAAGAACAAGAGAUAGAAGAUGGGAGAGCCUCUAAGAUUUCUUUGCAACACCUUAUAACAAAACUCAAUGAAGAGAGAGAAGUCAAAAAUGCUGAGAUUCUCAGGAUAAAGGAGCAGUUGUGUGAAAUGGAAAACCUGCGUCUGGAGGCUGAGCAGUUAAAAGAGAAAAACUGGCUCUUGCAAGGUCAGCUGGACGAUAUCAAAAGACAGAAGGACAGCAGCAAACAGAAUCAUUCAGACAGUCAACAGAUGAAGAAUGAACAAGAAGAAGUGAUCAAAGAAAGACUUGCUAAAAAUAAAUUGAUGGAAGAAAUGCUGAAAAUGAAAGAAAACCUGGAGCAGCUCCAGAGCACCCUUCAGAACAAAGAGACUGACUACCUGACGAUGACUGAGGAAGUCGAACGAGUCAGAAUGUUGGAGUCUAAAGCAUUCCAAGAAAAGGAACAACUGAGAUCAAAGUUGGAAGAACUGUAUGAAGAAAAAGAGAGAACAUGCCAGGAGAUGGAAAUGUUAAGGAAACAGGUGGAGUAUCUGGCUGAGGAGAAUGGAAAGUUGGUGGGUCACCAAAACCUCCAUCAGAAGAUCCAGUACGUAGUGAGGUUGAAGAAGGAAAACGUCAGGCUUACUGAGGAGUCAGAAAGGUUGCGUGCUGAAAAUUUAUUUUUAAAAGAAAGGAAAAAAAAUGAGCCAUAAAGAUCCUGAUGAACUGCCUACCUUGUUGGGAGACUUUUUUUCCCCUCUUAAAAAAGGAAGCGCUACCCACGCCUACUUAGUAGAGCUGAAUUAAGAGCCCCGACUAUUAAUGGUGGGGGUGGGGUGGGCGCGGGGCACUGGCAGCGGCAGCGGCACAUUCCUGCGGCAGCUGGCAGUCCACAGGUAGGGGCUGUCAUUUCAAAGCUUUUAAGUCACCUGUAAAUACUGGAAAAACCUUCUCCUUUUUAAAAUAAAAGCCUGUAACUGAGGCUUUACCGGGAAACAGGGAUGUUGGCCAGAUUAAUUUUUUCCUUCUAUACUGCCAUAAUCUCCUUUGAGUUUUGCAUCAGAAACUCCAACAAUAUACAGGGGUUUCCAAACUUCCAGUGAAGUUAGUGACUCUGCAGCGUGUAUGAAUAGCAAACUUGUUAAUUUGGAUUAUUUUUAUAUUCCUUGAAGUGUUCCCAGGAGCCUUUUUUUAUGACUGUAAAUAUGGCCUUUGUCGAAAUAUAAUAAAAUACUUUUAAAAUAUACAUUUUAAUAGAGUAAUUUAUAGUGUUCAUUCAUCAUAUACUUAUUGAGCAGCUGCUAUGUGCCAGGCACUGGUCACCAGUGAUCAAAGCCAACAGAAACCCUGCCCUCUGUACAGGGAAGAAUUGACUCCAUGUUGGGUCUGUUUCUUUCACUUUAACCUUUGCUUCCCGUUAGUUUUGUUCACUGAAAGGAUAUUGUCCAUAUGUAAUAGCCUGCCUCAGGGAACCCUGCCCCUCUGGCCUGAAUGUUAAACCAAAAUGCCUUUGUUCAGGAUCCUGUCUACCUGUGGAUGACUACAGAAAGGAAGGAAUUAACACAUCCCCUCCUGGGGCUGGCCAUUCCAGGAGAUAAUAGCCAGAAUAAUGGCCUUUUUACUUUACUUCUUCACCUCCCCCACUCUCUGUUCUAUAAAAGAACCUGGCAUCCAGACCCCAGUAAAAUGGUUGCUUUGAGACAUUAGUCUACCAUCACCUUAGUCUGCUGACUUUCCAGAUAAAGUCAGUUUCCUUGCCUCAGCACAUCGUCUCUUGGUUAAUUGGUCUGUCAUGCAGUGAGCAGAACAAGCUUGGACUCUGUAACACCCUUAAAGAACUUCUGUGUAUUGUGAGGCUGCCAGGGUUAAUACCAUGACGGGUGGCCUGGACCUAAGUUUUAGCUUCCCCCGAAAUGGUAGGAUUCCCUACCCCCAUCAGGUAACCUGGAGCCAGCCAAUCAAUAUGCGCCCAGUAAGAACAAAGGGAGAGCUGAAAAGCCCGCGAAAGUCUGUACUAAUAGAAUUGCUUUGCAAACAUGUAACCAAUCCGCUUAAGCCAGCCACUAACCGCUUUUGCAUAUCUUAUAAAUUUGUGUAACAAGCUUGAGCUCGGCACUUUCUGACCCUGCACCACUGUGAUGUUUGUGGCAGAAAACCCUGGCUCGAGACAGUAAUAAACUUCCCUUUUUGCGAGUUGCAUUGUCUUGGAAGCCUUCUCCCUCUUCCCGCUCGGGGAUUCGGACAUCGGGCAUAACAUUUGGGGGCUCGUCCGGGAUCCCUUGACCGGGAGAAGAGAACGCUUACAGGACAAAGGGGAAAGAUAAAUAAUAACACCGGUGCUCAGGAAGCAGGGAGGUAUCUGGCACAGAAAGAAGGCUUUCUAUAAAGGGGGAGCCAGCCGGCGUAAGGCCGAGGCCAGCGGACGCGCUGGGAGGCAGCCGACUCUGCGGGAAGGCUUUUUAUAAAGGGGGAGCCAGCCGGCGUAAGGCCGAGGCCAGCGGACGCGCUGGGAGGCAGCCGACUCCGCGGGAAGGAAAGUUCCUCUCCCCGACCCUGAGUCUGGUGAACAGCGGACGCCAUUCGGUAAGGUGAAUCUGCUACCGGGAGGCAAGAAAAUUCAGGGGGCCCGAAAACCCAGCGCUGUGUCGUCGGCUGACAUUUGUUUGUCCGUGUGUUUGUCUUUGGCUCUCCGUGUUUUUGUGUGUGCCGGCAUUGUCUCUAGUCUCGUUCUCUUCUGGUGCAUCGUUCUUUCUCACUUCUGACUUAUUUUCUUUCUCUUACUUCUCUGAUCUGCCCUCAACUCCUUUUCUUUUCGGGAGUUUCAGUGAACAGGCGAACGGUUGUGGGGGCAAUUGAUGAGUCCUGGCCAGGGCUACGCUCUGGCGGACUCUGAAGGCCCUACAAUAAGUAAGCCUCAGUAACUAGAGCCCGACCGGGUAAAACUCUCCUUUUCCCUAACUGAGGACGUGGCCUAAAAUUCUUCUUGUGGGCACGGGUCAGGCACAUAAAGGCCAUUAGGGCGCCUGCCACUUGAAGACUCCCGUGAGAGGAUAAGGGGGUCACGGAACGGGCUAGAAACCCCUAGGGGGCCCGCCCCCAGCAAGAAAACUUCCGUGCAACGACGCAGGCACAUAAACAGUUCCAAAAGCAUACCAUAAGCCCAACCUCUUGGCCGCCACCACUCCCGGUAGGAUUUUUGGUGGUCGUUCUCAGUGACUUUCUCUCUCUCUUCCUUACCAUUAAUUCUUUGACCAUGGGGCAGGGAGAAUCUACCCCACUUUCUCUCAUGACUGACCAUUUUUCGGAUGUCAGGGCCAGGGCCCAUGACUUGUCUUUGCUAGUCAAAAAAAGUAAAUUAAUAACUUUUUGUUCUGCAGAGUGGCCCGCCUUUCAGGUUGGAUGGCCUCCGGAAGGCACCUUUCAACCGUCCAUCAUACAGGCUGUGAAGGAAAAGAUUAUGGCUCCUGAUCCCUGGGGCCAUCCGAGUCAGGUCCCCUAUGUCAUGGUCUGGCAGGAUCUAGUGAAAAAUCCGCCUAAAUGGUUAAAACCUUUUGUUUACAAACUUCCUAGUUCCUCCAGUUCACAGGUCCU